AGCAAUUACAUAAUCAUCCUUUCAUCCAAUCUAAUCAAAUAAUCGUAUACUCUCGAGUCUCAACAUCACCCUCAAGUCGACAUCCUAACAGUCAUGACCAGCCGAGCGGAAUUGAUCGCUUGGGUUAAUGACCUCCUUCAAAUUUCCUACACCAAAAUCGAGCAAUGCGGAAGCGGUGCAGCCUACGCUCAAAUCAUUGACUCGAUCUACCACGAUGUCCCUUUGAGCCGAGUCAAAAUGAAUGCAAAUCAGGAGUAUGAAUAUGUGAACAAUUUCAAAGUGCUUCAAAGCGUUUUCAAGAAACAUCAAAUUGACAAGCCUAUCCCAGUCACUGCUCUGAUCAAAUGCAAGAUGCAAGACAAUCUCGAAUUCAUGCAAUGGCUCAAGAAAUAUUGGGAUAUGCAUUUCCCCGGGGGAGAGUACGAUGCCGUUGCUAGGCGGAGGGGGGCACCUGCCGAUCCAAAUCCAUUGAUUGCUGCUCCGCCUGCAGCAUUGAGAAGUUCCACAAACGGUGGGGCUGCAAGAACCGCCGCGGCCACAAGACGAGCCCCAGUUGCUAGUGGUGGGGUACGUGCUGGAAGUCGCGCAGGAGGCGCAGCGUCCGCAAGCAGAGAGGUUGAACAAUUGACUGCUCAACUCGACGAGUUCAAACUGAGUCUCGAAGGUCUAGAAAAGGAGCGUGAUUUCUACUUUAACAAGUUACGCGAUAUUGAAAUCUUGAUCGGAGCGAGAGCUGAGUUGAAAGACGGUACCGUGUCUGAGAUCGAGAUGGACAAUCUCAAACAGAUGCAAGCAAUCUUGUAUUCGACCGAAGAAGGAUUUGAAGUCCCUGAUGCUGAGAAGGGGCUAGUGGAUGAAGAAGAAACUUUUUGAAAAAAUCCUUGUUUUAUAUUCAGGCCCUAUUCCGGUUUCAAGCUCAGCAGUCAUCCGUGUAAUAAUGUUCUAUCCUAUUCACAACAACUCUCACUCAUCAUCUACCAUUUAACAAACCUAGGUGAUAUAUGAAGCUCUACAACUUGAAAAUUGUC
This is a messenger RNA of Melampsora larici-populina 98AG31, 1028 nucleotides long. RefSeq lists its product as uncharacterized. NCBI's taxonomy places the organism in Eukaryota, Fungi, Basidiomycota, Pucciniomycetes, Pucciniales, Melampsoraceae. The transcript has 10 exons. Gene Ontology annotation, cellular component: microtubule organizing center; microtubule plus-end; spindle midzone. The coding region runs from base 94 to 873 and encodes 259 amino acids. The record is from RefSeq and is a predicted model, not a curated record. Gene Ontology annotation, molecular function: microtubule plus-end binding. Gene Ontology annotation, biological process: regulation of microtubule polymerization or depolymerization; protein localization to microtubule plus-end; spindle assembly.